CAUUAGCUACACACAUUCUCCAUAGAGAAGUCAGAAAUCACAGUUCCGUUCUUCUCUCUCGCGAUUCGCCGCCGAUCGAAGAUGCAGAAGGCUACGCUACAAGCUCUCUACAUCCCGCCUUUCAAACUAGCCGCAGCGAAGAAUUCCGGCGGCCGGAGCGACGACGAAGCCUACCAGAGACUCGCCUGGGAAGCUCUGAAGAAGAGCAUCAACGGCCUGAUCAACAAGGUCAACUCGUCGAACAUCGGCAACGUCAUCCCGGAGCUCUUCGCCGAGGACCUAAUUCGCGGCGCCGGCCUCCUGUGUCGAUCCUGCCUCAGGUCGCAGAUGGCCUCCCCGUGCUUCACCGACGUGUUCGCCGCGGUGAUCGCCGUCGUCAACUCCCGGAUCCCGGAGAUCGGAGAGCUCCUCCUGAAGCGGAUCGUCUGGCAGCUCAACAAAUCUCUCCGCUGCAACGACAAGCCACGGCUCCUCGCGCUUGCGAAGUUCGUCGCGCACCUCGUCAACCAGCGAGUCGCGCACCACACACUCGCACUCGAGCUGCUCCACCGCCUGCUCGAAAACCCUAGCGACGACGGCGUCGAGCUCGCGGUCGCCUUCCUGAUGGAAUGCGGAGCGCUCCUUCACGACCUCUCGCCGAGAGGACUGGCCGCGUGUUUCGAUCGAUUGCGCGACGUCCUGCACGAGGGGGAGAUCGACAAGCGAGUGCAGUUUCUGAUCGAAGGCCUGUUCGCAAUUCGAAAGGCGAAUUUCAGAGGUUACCCUGCGAUUCGGCCCGAGCUGGAUCUCUUGGAGGAUGACCAGCAACUCACUCAUGAUGUUUCUCUCGACGAUUCGGGCGUCGAUCCGGAGCUAGGUCGGAAUGUGUUCAAAUUCGACCCCGACUAUGCUCUACAUGAGUCCCAAUUCGAAGCGAAAAAGAAGAGCAUUCUCGGCGAUCAGGACGAAGAAGAAGAAGAAGAAACAUCCACCGGUUCAGAAUCUGAAUCCGACGAAUCGGAAGAAGAAGAUGAUCUCGAGAUCAAGGACAAGACCGAGACAGAAGCAGUGGAGCUCCGUCGGACCAUCUACCUGACGAUCAUGAACAGCCUGAGAUUCGAGGAGCUUGGACACAAGCUGCUCUCCCUAAACAUUGCACCAGGGCAGGAGCUGGAGAUUUGCAGGAUGCUAGUAGAGGCUUGUGCACAGGAGAAGACCUACAACCGGAUUUACGGUCUCGUAGCCCAGCGGCUCUCCAUGAUUCGCCUAGCCUAUCGGGCGAAUUUCGAGAAGUGCUUCGCGGAGCAGUACUCGACGAGCCACCGUCUGGAGACAAACAAGUUGAGAAAUGUGGCCACAUUGUUCGCGCACUUGAUUGCAACUGAAGCAUUGCCGUGGGAUGUUUUGGGAUAUGUUCGGCUGUCCGAGGAGGACACGAACUCGUCGUCGAGGAUCUUUGUGAAGUAUCUGUUUCAGGAGAUGUCGGAGCAGCUGGGGAUUCGGAAGCUGAACGAGAGGCUGACAGAGAAUGCUGCUGUGCUGGGGGACUCGAUUUUUCCGAAGGAUAGUACGAGGAACGCGAGGUUCUCGAUCAACUUCUUUACGCAGAUAGGGCUUGGUGGGUUGACUGAAGGGAUGAGGGAGCAUCUGAAGGAGAUGGAAAGAGUUGCCAAGGAAGAUCGAGAGAAGAAGCUUGGUGGUUCGGAAUCGGAGGUGGAAGAGUCGAGCUCCGAUGAUGAAGGUAGAGAUAGAAAGAGGAGGCGAAGAAAGAGCGACGGAAGAGACAGGAAAAGAAGUAGGAGAGGUUGAAGAAUGCAGCAGCCGAUCAGACAAACAGACAUUUUUUCUGCAACUUGUAAAUAUGUUACAGUCACACUCACCGAAGGAAAUUGUUUCAACAACAUGUUUUUUCAUUCGAUUCUAACAAUGUUCUUUUCCAAUUUCAAUUUCGAAUUUUAAAUCCGCAAUAACUUCUCAUUCUCGUCGAUAUUCUUAAAAUAAAUCUCGAAUAAUCAAACUACAUGCUCAUUUCUUCUUGAAUAGGUAAAGCGCCACCAGCCAUUCUUCGCCAUUGUUGUACCUAAAGAGCUCUGCCACUGCCAUGAAGAACGUUCGCCAGUAGACAGUCCACUUCACAGCCUGAUCCUUGCCGUAGGUGGACUCCAUUAUCGGCUUGAUGGAACCCAUGUUCUUGUCCAUCCUUUUCAGCCACUCCUCACUGCAAGCAUUCAGUACGGUAUCGAUUAGCAUUCGGUACAAUGUUGGAGGAGAAAGCUAAGCAAAUCAGUUCUGGGUAUUCUAUGUAAGAAAAUUCUCAGACAGUUGCAUAUCCUCACCUUGUCUGUGCAUAAUGAUUUCCAUUCACAAGCCACUGAUCUACAACUGAGACAUCAUCCUACACGCAUGUACGUUUCAACUCGGUGAGAAGUAAGGCAACUAUAGUAUCAAGUAGGGUUGCCUAAACCGCGACCUGAUUAGAGAGAUGGAUCGAAAUUUCACCUGGAAAUAGAGCAAGAGAUUAGCAGAAGGCAUUGUGCCUCCACUGAAGAAGUACCUAGCUAGCCAAUCCUCCUCUUGAUUGUCCUGAACAAAAACAAGCAGAAACUCGUGUUUGUAACCGCAAAUCAGAGCCCACCACACUCAGCAAACUUGGGUUCAAAGCCAUAGGUACCUCAAAAUGAUAUGGAAACACCUUGUGGCAGAAGUGAUGAACGAAAAGGCGGCCAUCUUGUUUCAUCCACUUGGAUAUCUUUCCCAGCAGAUCUCUGUAGUUCUUCAUAUGCUGUUUUGCACAACAGUACAGUUAACAAAUCUAUGAUCUCCUGACAAAGCAGGGACAAAGGGCACUACAUUACCUCAAACAUCUCGAUCGAGUAUAUUCGAUCAAAGGAAGCCUCCAUUUCAAACUUGCUAAUAUCAGCAACAUGUAUCUCUACAUUCUGCAACUGGCGAUCCCUAUCGAAAACCGAAAAGAAACAAAAGCGGGGAAACCUUAAAUAAACCUGAAUUUCCUCCCUUUCUUGAUGGCAUGGUUACACGUCGAUAACAAGGUUGGAGAUCGAACAGUAUAGCAUACCGACAUUGGUCCUCGAUGAACGCUUUCUGAGUCGUGGAAUUGCAGAUCCCAGUGACCUUACAGUUACUGUACUUGGAUGCAAUGUAGAGGACGAGCGAACCCCAACCGCACCCGAUAUCAAGCACUGUCUGUCCAUCUUUCAGCUCCGACCUCUCGCAGUACAGUUCCAGCAUUGCCGCCUCAGCAUCCUCCAGUGUACUUCCCUUGUCAGAGAAAUAGCAGCAACUGCAAGAAAAGCAAAAUAGUUAACACAAGUCCUCACAUAUAUGUGACGAGAUGAGUUCGCCGAGCAACCCAAUUGAGCUAUCUACCUGUACUUGAGGUGCUUCCCCAGCGCGAGGCGGAAGAAGGAGGUCGGGACUUCGUAGUGCUGUUCUUUCGGCUUCUCUGUCUGGACAGCAAUAGGCAUCUCCUUCAGAGCUGCAAACCACAACAACAGAAAAACAAGCAAGACAAGACAACCCUCAAGUUGGAAUCCAAACAACAAAACAGAAGAAACACA
Linum trigynum is the source of this 3557-nucleotide messenger RNA. The record is from the annotation of a GenBank genome assembly. NCBI's taxonomy places the organism in Eukaryota, Viridiplantae, Streptophyta, Magnoliopsida, Malpighiales, Linaceae.